Molecule: messenger RNA, 840 nt
Organism: Gambusia affinis (western mosquitofish)
Lineage: Eukaryota; Metazoa; Chordata; Actinopteri; Cyprinodontiformes; Poeciliidae
Product: cytochrome c
Exons: 3
Coding region: 156-470 (104 amino acids)
Biological process (GO): mitochondrial electron transport, cytochrome c to oxygen; mitochondrial electron transport, ubiquinol to cytochrome c
Cellular component (GO): mitochondrial intermembrane space
Molecular function (GO): heme binding; electron transfer activity
Source: RefSeq, a predicted model, not a curated record
ACGUGAUUGCGCAUUGACGUAAAAAGCCGGUGCCUUAAAGCAGUGUGACCUUCUCACGUUCGCCAGAAAGCGCUGCUCUGCUAACAGAUUCGGGUCUCUUCUCUUCUGUUCCGAGAGAUUUUUUUACCGGCACGUUUUAGCCGAAAGAGCUCAUCAUGGGUGACGUUGAGAAAGGAAAGAAGGUUUUCGUCCAGAAGUGUGCUCAGUGCCACACCGUGGAGGCGGGGGGCAAGCACAAGGUGGGCCCCAACCUGCACGGUCUUUUCGGACGCAAGACUGGACAGGCGGAGGGCUACUCCUACACAGAUGCUAACAAAAGCAAAGGUAUUGUCUGGGGUGAAGACACCCUCAUGGAGUACCUGGAGAACCCCAAGAAGUACAUCCCUGGCACCAAAAUGAUCUUUGCUGGCAUCAAGAAGAAGGGAGAGCGCCAGGACCUCGUCGCUUACCUCAAGUCAUCCACAUCGUGAAAAUGUUAAAGAGAGACAAAACAAAGAUGAGAAUAUUUAACGUACUCGUUUAGGUUAUUUUCAGCUCCAUAUGUGUUCAGUAUCUGGUUUUAUGUUUAGUCAUUUGUACAGAAGGUGUAUUUAUUUCGUACAUCUUGGGCGAAGAACGGUUCCAGGAGAUUGUACAGGUGACCAAACGUAACACUGCAGCACUUAUUAUUUGUGGAUCUGUCCUAAUAAAUGCUAAUCUCAUUUAAAUGUUACUUGCCAUGAUAGGUGGCCUGACCUGUCAUUCAUUCUGUUCUCCAUGACAACGAUUCAUUUUUACUAUUGUAAAUGAUAAAAGUCAGCAAAUAUCGGUUAACAAUAAUAAAUUGGAGAAAUAUUGGGA